AUGGGCCUUGCAGUUGUCGAGAGCCUUGUUGAACGAGGAUGGAGUAUUACCAUUGUGGACAAGGAUCGCAAUGCCGGAGAACGGACGGCCAAAAGAUUAGGUGCUCAGGUCAUGUUCUUUGAAACAAAUGUGACCAAUUAUGAAGAGCAAGCCGAUGCAUUUGCAGCGACUUGGAGGCGCUGGAACAGACUUGACCUUGUGUUUGCCAACGCUGGAAUCUCUGACCGGACGGAUAUCGUAGAACCGGCAGAGGAACAGGACAAUGGUGCACCUCAGAGGCCUGAUACCUCGGUCUUGGACGUCUGCCUGCUGGGAGUUGUGUACACGAGCUAUCUUGCUCUUCACUUCUUCCGGAAAAACGAGUCGAAGGGAGGCAGCCUAGUGAUGACUAGCAGUAUUGCUGGCAUCUACGCAGCUCCGGGUGUUUCCAUCUACGCAGCGGCAAAACAUGGUGUUAUCGGGCUGACCCGGUCACUGGCAUACAGACUCCAGAAGCGCUGCGAGCGCAUUACAGUCAAUGCCAUUUGCCCAGCGUUCGUAGCCACGGGAUUGGUGAACCCAAAUUUAGUCAAGAGAGUACCAGAAAAGUACAUUACUCCUGCCGCAACGAUUGUCAGGGCUGUCCAUGGAUUCGUUCAAGAUCGCGGCCUCACUGGAGAGGUUGCCGAAUGCAGUGGCAGUGAGAUCUUUUACCGACCGGGUCUCUCUUUUAGCAAUGAAGGAUCCGAGUGGUUGAUGACGGGUGGUCUGAAGUCUUUCCUGGGGCCCGGAGAGGAGCAAGCCGUCAGAAAGUAG
This is a messenger RNA of Cladophialophora psammophila CBS 110553, 795 nucleotides long. RefSeq lists its product as uncharacterized. The record is from RefSeq and is a predicted model, not a curated record. The transcript has 4 exons. Lineage: Eukaryota; Fungi; Ascomycota; Eurotiomycetes; Chaetothyriales; Herpotrichiellaceae. Gene Ontology annotation, cellular component: cytoplasm. Gene Ontology annotation, molecular function: oxidoreductase activity, acting on the CH-OH group of donors, NAD or NADP as acceptor. Bases 1 to 795 code for a protein of 264 amino acids.